GUAGGGGGUGUGUUGUGCUUCCGUGGGAAAAGGAUGCACGAGCAAUUCCCUAAGUUCAUGCAGAACUGCAGUUUAUACCCGGUUAUAUUCUUAGAAGGGUUCUUUGGAUCCACUACCAAUUCAGUCGAAAAAGAAACACCAGCAGCUCUUCUUAAACGUAGUUAACGUACGUUGCUUUUCUUCUUCUUGUUGUCCCUCCUGUGGAUUCAUCGUUCAAAUACCAUUGUAGUAGAUUUAAAGCGGAACGCAUCAGACUUGCAUAAAGACUACUAAUAAGAAAAGUUUAUAGGGAGAGAUUGAAUCCCACCGCACAUCAGGUUCCCCAGAGUCUGUAUUUCUGAUCUCUUCAGAUGCUGGGAAUUCAUGAAACUGGAGAUAAUGGCUCUCUGCCGUCAAGGACAUAUCGCUGUAUGGCAUGUUCAGCCACCUUUCCGGGACUGUCCUCUUUACUCGUGCACCAGGCAUCUCAUGCAAAUAACACCAACUCACCUGAUGGGAAUCAAGCACCACCUGCUCUCCAAGUUUCCUGCAACAAUUGUAGAAGCAUGUUUUCCAACAAGGAUCUUUUGGACAAGCAUCAUUGCAGUGCCCCGCCUAUCUCUGCCUCUUCCUCCAUUUACAUCUGUGGGUGUGGGAAUAAGUUCCAAGAUUUCAAUGUCAUGCUUGAACAUAAACAGUUACACAAAACACAGAUGGAUGUACAGGAGCCCCUGGCAAUAAAGGAGGAGAAAGCAGUAGGAGAGAGUGUAAACAGCCCCAGCCAUUCAGACCCUAUGCAUGCAUCUUGUAGUGAGAGCUUUAAUCUUACUUCUCAUUCCAUUCUAUCCUCACAUGUCCAUCCACCUAGCCCCCAAAUCUCACAGUCAGCCACUGAAGACUCUGAAGUAAGCAAUAAGGAGAUUUUUAGUCAUGCUCCCUCACCUGUUGCAGAGUUAAACAACAUGCCUUCUGUAAAGCAAGUUGCACGCAUUCCUGUUUCCAACUCACCUGAAUUACUUUUGGCACCAACCAUUACAGCUCUAAAAGAUGACUUAACACACAGAAGUGUUGCAGAUGUGACUUCUGUCUCAGACUCAGUCAGUCCCAUUCAUAGUGAUGCGGUGCUGCAAAAUGAUCAACAGGAUGUAAAACCACUAAAGAAAAUGCUGGUGUCUGCUUUCAUGGAAAGAUUGCCACCAGCCCAGGCAGCCUUGAGUGCUAACAAAGAAGAAAUACCAAAACCAGUGGGAACACCAUCAGUGACAGCCUCUGAAUCUAUAGAGGGAUCAUCAAUUAGUCAGUUACGAAGAUUACUAUGUAAAUCUGGGACUAAAAAGAAGCAGCAAUUGGCUGGUAAUACUGUUAGUUUGACUAAGGUUUUUCUACCUGUGGUGGCACUUGAGACGCGUCGAAAGUUAGUUGGGGUCAGUGAAAAUGGCCAAGAAGGUAGACAUCAGUGUGGACUCUGCCGGAGGAUUUUCCAUGACAUAGAUAGUCUCAUAUUUCAUCAUGCUACACACAAGAAAGAAAAAAUUAGGGGCUGUCGUCAUUGCAAACGACUUCUCAUUAGCAAAACCUGUAUGCAGAUCCACCAUCUAUGUGAACCGGAGCCUACAGGGAUUCUGCAGGAUCCAUUCUCUGUAGGUGAUGUAAUGCCCCUCUCUUCAGGAAAUGUGGCAGUUCAUGGCCAAAAAGGCACCAUGGAGAGCAAUUCUGAGAAACAGCUGCAGAAAAGGCUUUUUUCAUGUCACAUGUGCCAACAUAGUUACACACGCCUGUAUAAUCUAAAAAAGCACAAAUGUCAUUUGUUUUCCCAUCAGCAUGUGGAUAACAGUCUCCCAAAGGACAAAGUCCAUAUGGCGAAAGGAAAUGUAAGAAUAGACAUUGAAAAUGUGGUUGGAAUAGGAGAGUCGCCCAUGCAAAAGAAUGUUUCUGUAGGCACUGAAGCCACUAGUCUAAUCAAAACGGAGAUGACUGAGUCUAACUCUUCAAGAGGCCCAGAGGUUUCUCUCGGCAUGCUUGCAAAGAACCCAGGAAUAAACUUAGAUAUCUGGCCAGGCUCACCUAAAAGUUUCAUGCCGUUUACUUCAAAAUCAGUUAGACACAACUCAGCAGAACUGCAAGAAACAAAGUUGGAAGGCUGGGCUGCUUCCACACAGGAGUAUUCAGUUUCAAAGCAUAUGAGACAAGUUGAAACAGAAGGCGAGGUGAAAAAUAUAGAGGCAGAGGAAGAGAAAAGACGCUGGACUAUGCCAAUUGAUGAAUCGGACAUUGAUGUUCUAGUUGAGGCAGAACACAGUAAUAAUAAAGAGGAGUUUGUUUUCCGGAAGCCUGGUCUAGGAGAUGGUCUUCCAUUCACAUCCAGUCAGCUGAAUCAUCCAAUCCAGACAUCUGAAGUUGACCAAAGUCAUUUGCCCAGCAGAGGAAUGCUGCAACAUAUUCAGAACCCACUGUCAAUAAAAGCCAAGUCACAUCUGGAAAUCAAGAAAAGGUUUGAAUGUCUCGGUUGUGGGAAGAGCUUCAGCCGCAGAUAUGUUCUCAAUCUACAUAAGAAGAAAUGUAUUCCGAUAAACAGAAGUACAGAAGAUAUUGACAGUCACAGUGAUCAAAAUACUGGAAAAUCCAAGAGAAUAAUUUUGCCAAGUCAUCAUCAAGGAUCAUUCCAGGAACCAACAAACCAGGAAAGGAUGUUGAUCCUCACACCAUCUUUGGGGGUUCAGGUCAAUAGAACAGGUGAUAAUCUUUCUUCGGGAGACUCUUGGGGAAUUAUGUCAUUACCAGCAGUUUUGCCAAGAAAAGUGACUUGUGAAUGUGGAUCAGUUUUCACUAGCUCUCGUCAGCUGUUUGAGCACCUUCAGAUGCAUGCCCAAGAGUCUUACAUUUGUCCUACAUGCGGGAAGAACCUCCACUCUUGGAUGAGUUAUGAGGCCCACCUCCACACACACAAACGCUCAGUUUGUCCAAAGUGUCAGCAGUCUUUCAGCCAGCACAGCUCAUUGGUCCGGCACCUGAAUAAGAAUCGAUGCAAGGCUGAUGGUAUCAUGGGGAAUAAAUUUCUAUGCCCCAGCUGUGGUGUGGAAUUUCUCACUUGUUCCAGGCUUAAGCUCCACAUGCACUACUGUGCAUCCAAGCCUUCCAGCAAACCAGUCGUCUGUCCAGUAUGCACACACAGCUUCAGUAGUAACAAGGAGCUCCAGAAACAUUUAAUCACCCACAGUCACACCCAGGCUUUUCGGUGCCACAUCUGCCAGCGCAGCUACCCUAGCCUGAAGUCUCUUAAGAAUCACAAAAGAAAGGUUCACCGAUUGAUGUUUACCAAGAAUUCAGGAGGGGCUGUAUAAUAAAAUAAGUUAGGAGUGGUUCAUCUGGAGGUUUCAGACUACAAACAAGAAAAUAUCAAGUUCAUUCAAGCUGUGAUGAAUCUGUACUUUUGACUCAGUAGUGACUUGUAAAUGGUGGCUGCAUACUGCCGACAGAAUCAAUGUUGUUUUACCAAUAUGAUGAUGCAUGAGCAGUGGUUGCACAGUUCAAACGACAUCCAGACAAAACAAAAUCAAACAUUGGUGAAAACAAUAUUAUUACUUAAAUACUUAAAAUGUCAAUGCCACCUGGUCUUGUUAUAACCCUAGAGGGCACAGAAUGUUUUUGAUGCAGCAAACCCACAUACAGAGUACAAAUAACUGUGUUAUGGCAAGUACAUUAAUCAUUUUAAUAAAGGAGAUGAUUUCUCUUUUAAUAUAGAAGUUGCUGUCUUCAUUAACAAAAAUUGGUCUAAUACUACCAGCACAGACAGGAAAGCCAGCAACUUACACAACACACGGUUACACAGUAACUAAAUGUGCAUUCCACUGCAAACAUUAUAGGGUUUAAUUUUACUUUAGAUGAUUUAUGUAUAUGGUUCUGCAAAGCAUGCUGGAAACUGCAUAAUUAAAACUGUUGUCUAACCCUGCGCUCCCACAUUAUGUCAGCCGAUCGUGGACAGUGGGUGAGAUCAGAACAAAUAAAAAUGUUUGCCUAUUGAUAAAAUGACAUUCAUUCUGUCAAUUUAAUUUGAAGUUUGUGGCCACCUUAAUGCUGUGAAGCUAGCAUGUAGUUGUGAACCUAUACCAUUCUUUAACAUUUUUCAGUGAAAUUGAAAUUGCAUGUCUUGACUUAACUAGUUCAGCAAUCACAUUUUACAUCGUAAUGAUGAAUUUAAAAUAUAUAGGUGCUUUUUUUGUACUCAUGGAAAUUGUACAGUUUCAGGAAUACUGAUAUGUGAAAAUUCUGAAAUUCAUUAAUUACUAGUGCUUCAUUUAUAUUCAUUCCAGUUAAUCCAUAAAUAGUGCCACUGCUUAACUAGGAUUUAGGGUUUAAAUCUAGAUGCAAAUUCUGUAAAUUCAUAUAGUUAUGUGAUAUUUGUCUCAUGUUUGUAUAGCUUUAGCCUAGGUGUUUGCUACCAUACAUUUAAUUUUUCAGUUUUUUUGUUGUCUUCAGCCAUAAAUGAAAAAGUACAUCUCAUAUUACUUGGCAUCUCUAUAGGAGAUUAAUAAACAUUGUGCUUUUAUUUCUUUUUUGAGCUGGAUUUUAAAUGUUCAUUGGGUAAUUUCAGUGUAAUUUUCUUUGUCAUUGUGAUUUUGCCUCUCUUGUUGCAAAUUAAACGUAAUCAACCAUC
Paramormyrops kingsleyae is the source of this 4633-nucleotide messenger RNA. RefSeq lists its product as uncharacterized. The record is from RefSeq and is a predicted model, not a curated record. Lineage: Eukaryota; Metazoa; Chordata; Actinopteri; Osteoglossiformes; Mormyridae.